Messenger RNA from Aspergillus puulaauensis, 942 nucleotides. Its product is annotated as DUF3632 domain-containing protein. The coding region runs from base 1 to 942 and encodes 313 amino acids. The record is from RefSeq and is a predicted model, not a curated record. The transcript is spliced from 2 exons. NCBI's taxonomy places the organism in Eukaryota, Fungi, Ascomycota, Eurotiomycetes, Eurotiales, Aspergillaceae.
AUGUCGGAACCAUCCUCCAACCAUGAAGUCGGUGGCUAUACGACCAGAAAUGCAUUCCGCAUUCUCAAACGGUACAUAGAGUCCGAGGAAAGAUUUGCCAUGGAAGGCACUUGCGAGGAGCUGUAUCAAAUGAUUUCACAGGAUGUACCUGCCGACAAGCAGCGCAGCACCUCUCAAAGCAUUCAGCCCCAGGAUAGAGUUGCUGAGGAUGUGAGCAGCCAGGACGAAACAUCUCAAAGCCAAGCGAACCAAGGCUGUCGGUCAAAGAGUGAUCACAUCCUCAGCGAGGCCAUUCUGUGCGUUUCACUGGACAUUCCGUACAACCACGAGGCGCAGACUAAGCUUCUACAUCUUGCCCGGGAGCUGUCGAUGUGCGAUAUUCUGAACAAGACACACGGAAGGUCAAUCAUGGUCUCCGGUAAUUCUGUCAGAGGGCCGCGCACAUAUCGGGAUUACGACUAUUUUCGAUACGUGGGCAUGCCAUACCUUCAUCAGGAGGCUGGCCGAUAUGUUAAUGGCUCUAUCUCCAAUGAAGCCGAAGCAACAAGGACUCUGAACGCCACUGCUUUCCAGGCUCGGCUGGCGUCUGCUGGGUGUCUGAAUACUAUUGCCUCGAUGAUCUGGGACAUGAUGGGCCUGGAGUGGGACAACUCGCCUCGCGAGAGCACUUUGAUUAAAGUCGUGUCCGUCUGGGUAAUAUAUGCCGGGUACUUUUUCUUCAACAAGAUGGUCAUUGACCCAAUGCCUGUCAACGAGGAUAACCAGCGGAUGUUUAAGGCGGUGCGUCUUUAUCAGGGCCCAAUUUUUGGUCUCGAGCGUUGGAACUUCUGGCAGGAACAACUGCUUCGUUCCUCCCAAGACCCCAGUGUCACAGCAGAGGCCCGCGAUAUGGGGCUCCGAGCCGCCGAUUUAAUGGCAGCUCUGUCGCGCAACAUCCGGUGA